Molecule: messenger RNA, 3769 nt
Organism: Camponotus floridanus (Florida carpenter ant)
Lineage: Eukaryota; Metazoa; Arthropoda; Insecta; Hymenoptera; Formicidae
Gene: C15
Product: homeobox protein Hmx
Exons: 3
Coding region: 967-2202 (411 amino acids)
Biological process (GO): regulation of transcription by RNA polymerase II; animal organ development
Cellular component (GO): nucleus
Molecular function (GO): DNA-binding transcription factor activity, RNA polymerase II-specific; RNA polymerase II cis-regulatory region sequence-specific DNA binding
Source: RefSeq, a predicted model, not a curated record
UCGACGCGACCGAUCCGGACUCACGCACUCGCCGGCGCUCCGGUUAAGCCACCGAGGACUCCGAGUUUCGUUGACGAAAUGGAGAACGAGUUCCCCCCUUUCGCCGUUUCGAUGAUCGUGCGAACGCGGCUUAUUAUAUUUUGAUGAAGUGCAGUCCUUCGCCGUGCGCGUCUUUCGUCUAGUGUUCCCGGCAAGUUGAUUUUUCGGCUCUGAGACUGAGACCUGUCAAGACUCGGGCUUGUUGUUAGUGCGAGGUCGGGAAUUUUCCGGGAGGAAACAAAGUUUUCCAGUACGAUUUCCGACCCAAGUGACCCGACAAAGCGGCAGAGAUAUUUCUUAUCUGCGUUCAAAAUGAUAGGGAAACCAGCCUCGAAAGAGGCUCGUUGGUUCUCGAUAUGCUUCAUGGAAAAGAAACGUGAUUCAAGGAUGGAUUUUAGUUUCUGAAGACAUAGUUGGUGUAUCGAUACGGACAGAAUCGCUGUUUAUGUGUCAACGAGAAUUGAUAGCUGAUCGAGUCAGUGAGCGAAAUCAGUGAAACUCGCGCUUGGAAUGUAGCAUCUCAAACUGGUUGAGAGAAGAGUGGAGACAGAAAGACGGUGAAUUAGCGAGAAAAAACUUGGGGAGAAAUGAAUAUAUUCGGUAAGUUUUUUCCGUCCUGUGUAUAUAAAUGGUAGUAGCGUCGAUAUACAUGCGUAGAAACAAAAUGGCCGCCACUCGAUGCGAAAUUUAUGAGGUGGUCCAGAUCAAAUUGGUCGUGCAAUAAAUUUUAACGCUCGUCGAACUCUUGAAUCCAUCGUAAUCUGGUCCUCCCGAACAAAAGGUUCUCUCCUAAUUAAUCCUCUUCGUCGACAUUCCAUCAUUCAUUCCCACGACGACUCGAUGAAGACACCCGCUGUUUGAAACGUAAAUCUUCUCGGCGGAAGCCGAUACCAAGCGUCGAGUUCUCGCGAGGAGGAAGGAGACACCAUGUCGGAACGCGGCGAUAGCGACGUGGACGCGACGGAGGAGAUCAACGUGGACGACUCGGAUUCUCGCAGCUGCAGUCCGCGAAAUUACGCGAGCCACGACGGCCGUCACGUGUCCCAGGAGACGUCCGAGUGCUCCACUUCGCCACCCCCGAGUCAAACCGGCGCGAGGACGCUGCCGAACGACUCUUCCCGGAGCCACCCGUUCAGCAUAAGUCGCCUGCUGGGCGACAGCGGCGUCCGAAACCCUCCGAAGAGCCCGUCCUCGGAAGAGCCUGACAGCGACAAGGAGAGAAAAUGGUCCUGGGAGGAGGGCAACAACAAUAACAACAACAAUCAGACGUCUCUGGGCGGCGUCCUGGACGAUGGCAGACGGUCCUGGGGACACGAUGCCGAGGAGAAGCUGUCGGAGAAGGACGACGACGACAGCACGCCCGACACUCGCGCCAACUCGUCCUCGUCCAUUCACUGCGCCUCGGCGGCGGACCUCCUCGCCCCCUUCCGGCUCUUCCCUACCGGUACCAAUCUCAUCUACACCGGCGGCGGGGUCAUAAGGGUACCGGCGCAUCGGCCGCCGGGGGCGAACGGUGCGCCGAGCGGCGCUCUACCUGCACAGGCCCUGAUACCACCCUGGAGCCUGCAGGCCCUCCAGCACAGUCAGCAACAGGCCGCGGCGGCGGGUCUUCACAGGGCGAGUCUCUUGGCGAACCUCGCCGCGCAUCCCCUGCAGCCCCAUCCGCAUCUCAAGGAUAGAUUAGCAGUGGCCGGAGCAUUUCCGAGGCGGAUCGGCCAUCCCUAUCAGAACCGAACGCCGCCGAAGAGGAAGAAGCCGAGGACCAGCUUCACGAGGCUGCAGAUCGCCGAGCUGGAGAAGCGUUUUCACAAGCAAAAGUACUUGGCGUCCGCCGAACGGGCGGCGCUGGCCAAGUCCCUGAAGAUGACGGACGCGCAGGUGAAAACCUGGUUCCAAAACAGGCGGACGAAGUGGAGGAGACAAACGGCGGAGGAGCGGGAGGCCGAGAGACAGGCCGCGAAUCGGCUGAUGCUGUCCCUGCAGGCCGAGGCCCUCGGCAAAGUGGCGUACCCGACGACAGUGUCCGGGCAUCCCGGUGGCACGCCGGUGUCCAGUUUGGACAGCAGGCAGCAGUCGUCGGCGACGACAUUGACCCAUCCUGGGGUGGGUCAAUGGGCCUCCCCCUACGGCCCACCGCAGCCUCUCGCCGAGCCAAUUUGCUGAAGCGCGACGACGUAGAUCUCCGGGAGAGUCUCGCCAAGUGAAUCGUCUUCGCUCCAUCAUCUUCGUCUCGUCUGCGUCCGACGAAGAUCAGAUCGGAACGAAGAGUCGGAUAUCAAAGUCGCUCGUUCUUCAAUUUCGAUCAAUGUACGUUCCGUUCCUUCAUUUGCUUCACGAGAUUAGCGAACGACGGGACGCUCAUUCCGCUCAUCGAUCGAUCGAUAUAAGGUAACGAUAAAGGAGAUUUUUUUUUCAUUUGUUUUUCUAGAAUAGUUAUACGAGACGUAGGCUACAUUCUAGAGCAUCGCCUUCCUUCUGCCUUACGAUAUUCAGGCGACAACCAUGAACACGAACGUCCUAAAGAGCACCGCGAAAUCGAACAUAUGUACAUUGCCUUACGCACCACGUAUUCUCGGAGCUGUAACGCUUGUUUUAGCCGCAGCUCGAGGUUUUGCCAUAUUAUUGUCACGACUUUAAGCAGUUAAGCGAUCGCGCGGUCGAUAUAUCAUCGAUACGACACGAUAAUCGUCCUGAAUCUAUCAUGUACGAACAAUCGGAUCGCAUUAAAAGCGUCCGUUCUUCCUCGCGAGAUGAGAUUGUCGCAAUUAACCCCGGUUGAUGCGACAUUAUCGACAUGUCCGUGUCUCGAUUCGACGAAAUAGAGCUGCGAGAGCGAGAGAAAUCCUCUCCGAAUGUUAUUUUCAGAUUGCGUCAAACGUGUCCGAACGUUUCGAUAAUGUCCCACCGUAUUGACCUACUCGAUCCUUUUCUAAGGGGAAGCUGCACGUUGCGCAUCGCGUCGAGAGAAAUCAUCGAUUGCAAAAGAGCGAAGAGAUUAAGGUCCGUAUUUACAUCCUCAUUCAACAUCGCAUUUCACGCUGCCCGUGUGUGUGUGUGUGUGUGUGACCCGGUAAAUUCUAAAUUUUAUUCUAGAUGCAUUAGCGAGUAAUCAGCUGAUGAAUAUUGCUGAAAGGGAGAGAAAGAGAUUUUCAAUUUUUUCCUUUAACGAAUAAAGAUAUUUUUUCAUCGUCAAAAUGUAAAUGCGGGCCUAACGGAACAGUUGACAUAUCUUGUGUACAUAUUAGGCGCCAUAGUUGUAAUUAGACAUUAUACUUGUACGAUAUGAAAUAUACUUGUAUACGCAAGAAAAUGCGCUGUCGUGCCAACGUAUCGAUGGCGUUCUCUUUGAUUGUUAUAUGCGUCCUGUAUAUAUUACUUCGCGCAACGCGCGACAAGAAAUGCAAUCAAGAUCACAUUAUAUCCCGGAAUAUUAUUAUGAUGAUUAUUAUUAUAUUAUAUAUUGCUACCCAUACACAUCACACACUCACACACACAUGUACACCCCUCACUACGAUCGUCGUCGUCAUAUGAUUAGGUAUGUAUAUUUUUAAAUUAAGAGUUCAGUCGUAAUUAUAUUAUUAUAGCGAACGAUGUGAUGUUAUGUAAGUACAUGUAACGUUGUAUAUACGAGAAAAAGAAUUGAAAUGCAUAUAUAAAAUGGUUUAACUGCUACACAAUCCUCGCUAUCUAAUUAUAACAUCCUUUCGAGAACGACCGCGCCGACACUGGU